AUGACAUCAUCCGCUGCGUUCACCACUACGGUGCAUCCCUUUCCGUCACCUACGGCACACGCUUGUGCCUAUGAGCUUGGCCUGCCCUCUGCCAAGAAUGCCUUCGUAUUCAUCGGUGGACUAGGUGACGGGCCACACACGGUUCCCUAUCCUCGAGCUAUCGCGAAAGCACUUGAAGAAUCUGCAGAGCUGGGGUUUUCUGUCUUCGAGUUCAGGCUAACAAGCUCCUUCUCUGGCUUCGGUUUCGCUCGCUUGGCAGAUGACGUCGCCGAUAUAUCCGCACUUGUCAAGUACCUCCGAGGUAUUGGUAAGGAGAAAAUUGUGUUGAUGGGCCAUUCUACCGGUUGUCAGGACAUUAUGGAGUACACUUCUCCUUCCUACACAGAGAAUGCUCCAGUCGAUGCCUUGAUUCUUCAGGCACCUGUUGCUGAUCGGGGAGCGCUCGAGCUAGAGAUGGGCAAAGACGGGCUGGACAAGAGCAUCCAAAUAGCCAGGGACUUGAUCGCUUCUGGAAAAGCCCACGAGCGCAUGCCUAUAGAACAUGUCAUCAAAGGGUUCGGUCCUAUCUCUGUCCAUCGCUGGUAUGCCCUUGCGGCUACCGAUGGCGAGGACAACUAUUUUUCUCCUGAUCUCCCCAAGGAGGUUGCUGGUCCCUACUGGCAGAGAAUUAAUAAGCCACUUCUCAUCCUUCAGUCUGGUGAAGACGAGUAUAUUCCGCCGUCAGUUGAAAAGGUCAAAUUGAUUGAUGAGUGGAAAGCGAUGUGUCGUUCAGGGGUUGCCAGCGACUUGUCAGGUUGCAUACCUGGGGCUAAUCACAGAGUUGAACAGCCGAAUUCAGAGAAAUGGCUCACCAAGACAGUGGUCGAAUUUCUCAAAACCAGUCUAUGA
Molecule: messenger RNA, 888 nt
Organism: Neoarthrinium moseri
Lineage: Eukaryota; Fungi; Ascomycota; Sordariomycetes; Amphisphaeriales; Apiosporaceae
Exons: 4
Coding region: 1-888 (295 amino acids)
Source: RefSeq, a predicted model, not a curated record